Molecule: messenger RNA, 1369 nt
Organism: Cydia fagiglandana
Lineage: Eukaryota; Metazoa; Arthropoda; Insecta; Lepidoptera; Tortricidae
Product: RYamide receptor-like
Exons: 6
Coding region: 36-1364 (442 amino acids)
Biological process (GO): neuropeptide signaling pathway
Cellular component (GO): plasma membrane
Molecular function (GO): neuropeptide Y receptor activity
Source: RefSeq, a predicted model, not a curated record
UCUCGGAGAACCUCAAGGAUGUGAAAAACCACAUAAUGUAUGGCAUCAAUCAUACAGAAUAUGAAUUUGAAAUUUAUGAGCCGAGACGAAACAAUGGAUUAAAUAAAAAUGUCUCAUUCGAAGAAAAUUCUACAGCGUAUACGAACGAGACAUGGGCGGACUACGAGAGCUGGUGUUCAGCGAGCACUUCGACGGGGGAUUUCCUGACGUCACCGCUGUUUCAAGCGUGUGUUUACUUUAUGUACUGCACAGUGUUUGUGGUGGCCCUCGCGGGCAACGGGCUAGUGUGUUUCGUGGUGCAGACGUCACCGCGCAUGAAGACGGUGACGAACUACUUUAUAGUGAAUUUAGCAGUUGGGGAUAUUCUGAUGACUCUGUUUUGCGUGCCGUUCUCAUUCGUGUCGAUGUUAGUGUUGCGCUACUGGCCCUUCGGCGCCGUCAUGUGCAAGGUGGUGAACUACUCGCAGGCCGUGUCCGUGCUCGUGUCCGCGUACACGCUGCUCGCCAUCUCCAUCGACCGCUACAUGGCUAUAAUGCGCCCGCUUCGGCCGCGCUUAGGAAAAGCUGCCGCCAAGCUCGUGGUGGCAGCCGUGUGGGGAGGCGCACUCGCCACAGCUGCUCCAAUCCCCGUUGUAUCGACACUCCAAAGGCCGACGGAGUGGUAUAAAAUAUGUCAAGCAGACAUUUGCCUCGAACAGUGGGAACGGGUCGAGCAGAGUACGCAGUACACGUGCGCUCUGCUGGCGCUGCAGUUCGCGCUGCCGCUGUGCGCGCUCGUGUGCACGUACGCGCGCAUCGCGCACGCCGUGUGGGGCGGACGCCCGCCCGGCGAGGCGCAGAGCGCACGUGACACGCGUAUGCAGCGCUCUAAGCGGAAGAUGAUCAAGAUGAUGGUGAUGGUAGUAGCUGUGUUUACAAUUUGCUGGUUGCCACUAAACGUGUUUAUAGUGUUGUGGACGACGCACGAGAGCGACGCGGAGUGGGGCGCGUGGCCGGGCAUGCCGUACGUGUGGUUCGCGAGCCACUGGCUGGCCAUGAGCCACUCGUGCUACAACCCCAUCAUCUACUGCUACAUGAACGCGCGCUACCGCCGCGGGUUCAAACAGGCAUUAGCUGGACUGUUAUGCAUGAGACUGGAAGUCACUCACCGCUCCUGUCACAGAUCAAGUAUGUGUGAUGGGUUGCCGAUGUCAGAAAUGAUCGGCAUGAACGGCAUAACACGUCGCGGCACCAUGACGAGCUGCGUGAGCCGCCUCCAGCGCGCGCCGACGUGCUCGUCGUGCGCCUCCACGCGUCGCGCGCCCGCCUCGCGCGCUGCGCCCCCGCCGGUGCGCGCGCUCUCCGUGCGCACGCACUUUAACUAGACUCG